AUGUUUUAUUGGUUGCAUGGGUGCUUCAUUUUUCUGUUACAGAAUUAUUUACCAUUAUCUGUUAUAAGACCUUCUGGGUUUUCCCCCAGUGUGCACAAUUCCCUUAAAAAUUCGACAAUUUCCAAAUCCUUCUUAUUCUCCAGUACUUUUUCCCACAUUCUUGUUGUAAAAAUAAUCUACGGCGACCACCACUACACACUUUUUUUCUCUAAAUUCGAUCAUAUCCAUGCUUACUUUUUCCAGAUACCUACUGGUUGCUAUAAAUAUACUAUCUCUGCUCGUCUUUCUAUUAUAUUUUUGGCAAAUCUCACCUCCUUUAAUAACUUGAUAAAUAUGGUCUUUAAUACCCGGCCAACAAUACUUCUUUCUAAGUUCGUAGUAAACUGUUGUCCUACAUUUGUGACUCAAUUCCACUCGACAAUCAUAUAUCAGCUUUUCUCGUUUAUCUUCUGCUGGAAUUUCCGUUUCUUUACCAUUAUCGAAAACCCAGAUUUUCUUGACAUCUACUUCUUUAAUAUGCUUACUAUUCUUUCUUUCCAUCUGUUUAUCUCUCCUAGAUUCAAUCAUUUUCUUUUUCUCACUCUCCUCUGCUGUAUAAAUUCGACUUAA
Vairimorpha ceranae is the source of this 609-nucleotide messenger RNA. RefSeq lists its product as hypothetical. The transcript has a single exon. The record is from RefSeq and is a predicted model, not a curated record. Lineage: Eukaryota; Fungi; Microsporidia; Nosematidae. Bases 1 to 609 code for a protein of 202 amino acids.